Messenger RNA from Dioscorea cayenensis subsp. rotundata (Guinea yam), 900 nucleotides. RefSeq names its product mitochondrial metalloendopeptidase OMA1-like. NCBI's taxonomy places the organism in Eukaryota, Viridiplantae, Streptophyta, Magnoliopsida, Dioscoreales, Dioscoreaceae. Gene Ontology annotation, molecular function: metalloendopeptidase activity. The record is from RefSeq and is a predicted model, not a curated record. Gene Ontology annotation, cellular component: membrane.
AUGAACUGCUUCCGCAACUCAUUUCCUCUCCCCCUCGCCAUCUUUCUUGUUGCCGUUCUUGGUGGCGGAGCCAUCAUUACUAUCUACUACAGUCAUCUUGAGAUCGUUCCUUACACGAAGCGCUCCCACUUUGUCCUCCUCUCUCAUUCCCUUGAGCGACGGCUCGGCGAAUUCGUGUUUCAGCAGCGCAAGAACAACCUCAAGAACGACAUCCUUCCCUCCACACAUCCCGAUAGCGUUCGUGUCAGCUGCAUUGCCAAGAAUAUCAUCGAAGCCCUUCAACGAGGUCUCCGCCAUGACAAGCGGCGCCGUGGUGAUCUAGAUAAGUCCAAGGAGGAGACACGCCAUUUGGAGGGAUUGAAUUGGGAGGUGCUUGUGGUGAAAAAUAAGAAUGUCAAUGCCUAUUGCGUGCCGGGUGGCAAGAUUGUAGUUUUCACAGGACUUCUUGAUCAUUUGAGGACGGAUGCUGAGAUUGCCACCGUAAUUGGUCAUGAGAUUGCCCAUGUUAUUGCUCACCAUUAUGUGGAGAAAGUUACAAAGGAAUUGGUGUUUGCAGUCGUCCAACUGUUUCUUCUACAAUUCAGUGACAUUGCCUAUAUUCCUGAUGCAAUGUAUAAAUUUUUGCUGCAAUUGCCCUUCUUGAGAAGGAUGGAAAAAGAGGCGGAUUAUAUCGGUCUUUUGUUGAUGGCUUCUGCUGGAUAUGACCCACAUGUGGCACCAAGUGUUCAUGAAAAACUUGGACAGAUCACCAAACAAACUUCAAGGCCUAAAUAUCUUUCAACUCAUCCUUCACCCAAAAAAAGAGCAGAACUGUUGUCUCAGGCAGAAGUGAUGGAAGAAGCACGUUCUGUUUACCGCGAUGCGGUUGCCGAUCAUGUUGUUUCUGCAGAUUUUCUAUAG